AUGUCCGCCAACAAAAGAAUUGCAUUGCCUGCCAGAAUCGAGCCCAAGGUGUUUUUCGCCAACGAACGAACCUUCUUGUCGUGGCUCAAUUUCACCGUGAUCUUGGGUUCCUUGGGCGUGGGUCUCUUGAACUUCGGUGACCAGGUCGGCAGGAUCAGUGCUGGGCUCUUCACUUUCAUUGCCAUGUUGACCAUGGUGUACGCGUUGAUCACCUACCACUGGAGGGCAAAGGCCAUUCGUUUGAGAGGGUCUGGACCAUACGACGACCGCUUCGGCCCCACGAUGUUGUGUGUUUUCCUCUUGGUGGCCGUCGUGGUCAACUUCAUUUUGCGUAUCAGAGCCUAG
Messenger RNA from Metschnikowia bicuspidata var. bicuspidata NRRL YB-4993, 345 nucleotides. RefSeq lists its product as uncharacterized. The coding region runs from base 1 to 345 and encodes 114 amino acids. The transcript has a single exon. Gene Ontology annotation, cellular component: fungal-type vacuole membrane; vacuolar transporter chaperone complex. The record is from RefSeq and is a predicted model, not a curated record. NCBI's taxonomy places the organism in Eukaryota, Fungi, Ascomycota, Pichiomycetes, Serinales, Metschnikowiaceae.